Messenger RNA from Pieris brassicae (large cabbage white), 1206 nucleotides. RefSeq names its product EF-hand calcium-binding domain-containing protein 1-like. Bases 72 to 740 code for a protein of 222 amino acids. Lineage: Eukaryota; Metazoa; Arthropoda; Insecta; Lepidoptera; Pieridae. The record is from RefSeq and is a predicted model, not a curated record. Gene Ontology annotation, molecular function: calcium ion binding. The transcript is spliced from 5 exons.
AUUUGUCAUUUUAAUAUUGUUUAACCAAAAUAAUUUAAAGAAUAAAUUAUAUUUUCUAUUAAAAUUCUACAAUGUCUGCAUCACUCGAUUCAAAUUUAGAUCCAAUGGAAGAAAUACGCUUCCGAAAAAAACAUGGUGCUUUGUGGAUUGAGAUUCAGAAGGAGACACACUUUAGUUUUGACGAACUUGAACAAAUUAUGGUAAUAUUUUUCAAGAUUCAAAAGCGUGACGAGAAGCCGGCGGCAUCUGAUUUAAUAUCUAGGGCACAUUUUAGAGACGUUCUGCACACUGGCCUGGGGAUGACAGACUCUUAUAUGAUGGAGCGGGUGAUGGUAGCAUUAGACCGUGGUACUUCACCAUUCGUUACCAUGGCAACUUUCGCGAAAGCUAUAUCUCUCUACUUAAGAGGAACACUGGAGGAACGAAUUUCCUACGCGUUUACGUGCUAUGACUUGUUGGGUGAAGGGUAUUUAAGGAGGGAAACGAUGUAUCAGUGUAUGAAGAAAAGCAUCGCAAAAGCAUCCCGUGAUGACGAUGUCGAAGAAGCUGUCAAGGAGUUCGUGGAUAUUAUGUUAAAACGCAUGGAUACAGAUGUAGAUGGCGUUAUCAACUUCGAUGACUUCCACAAAUCAGUGACGAAAACACCUUCAUUAUUGGAAAGCCUCGGGUACUGUCUGCCUGAGAGACCUGCUGUUUACUCCUUCUUGGCUACCUGGUGUCCUAAUUGGGCCAAAAUGUAGGCUUAAAUUGCUAACACUGCUUACACUGCUUAAAUUUCUAUUAUAUGGUAAUCAUGAAAUUACAAACAUAUGCUAAAUAAAUUACUUAUACGUUAAUUCAAUAUCACUUUGAAUAUUAGCUAAAAAACUGUAUGAUUUUGGAAUUCCCGAACUGACUUUCAGCAUUCUUAGUUAAAUAUCUAUUAGUUAUAUAUAAACUAUAUUUUGCAUUCCCUUUUAUAUGUAUAUUUUUACUUUAAUCUAAACGGAACAUCUAAUGUAGACUUCUUAUGAAUCAACCUUCUGCUAAUUACCGAAAAGCGGAUUAUUCAAACAAAUAUUCGGCCAGCAUUUAUUAUCAGAAUAGAAAUAUUUAAUCAUUUUGUUACUUGAUUGUAAAUAACUUUGGUUUGACUCUAAGUAUAUUAAUAUAUAAAGAAAUAUGGGAAUUUUCCAAGAAAUACUAAUACAUAAAUUGCAACUCAUG